AUGACUUCAGCAGGUUUCAACGGAAAACCUGAUCGGCAAAAGCUAAUACAUGGAAGCACCAAGGAUGAGGAUAAGAUCUUGUGGGAGGAAUGUAUGAAGUUCGCAGUAGAUGGUAUUCCCGGUGAUCUGAACGAGGAGGAAUUUCGAAAGGUGGUUGCUGCUUUCAAUCAAAAACAGAGAAGACAUCAACGGGAUGACACCUGGCCAACUAGAUCGGUAGGGAGUGUACCAAUUGUGCAAAGAAGAUACUAUAAACUAAGAGCAAUCGCAAAUGCACAUGGAGGGGACCCUUUCUGGGAAGACUAUAACGGUUACAAGCCAUCGCGCAUACCUAUCAUCCCAGGCACAGAAAGAGGAGUAUCAAUGGACAUUAAUGAAGGGGAUAACCAAUAUGAUAACAGCUUCGAGGAGAGUAUGGACCCGAGGAAUUUUCCCAUGAACCCUCCUGUGGACGCACCAUUCGCUAAGACUUAUUCCGAAGAACAGUAUCAACAAGGUGACAGGUAG
This is a messenger RNA of Botrytis fragariae, 507 nucleotides long. RefSeq lists its product as uncharacterized. The transcript has 2 exons. The record is from RefSeq and is a predicted model, not a curated record. NCBI's taxonomy places the organism in Eukaryota, Fungi, Ascomycota, Leotiomycetes, Helotiales, Sclerotiniaceae. The coding region runs from base 1 to 507 and encodes 168 amino acids.